Molecule: messenger RNA, 381 nt
Organism: Oikopleura dioica
Lineage: Eukaryota; Metazoa; Chordata; Appendicularia; Copelata; Oikopleuridae
Source: the annotation of a GenBank genome assembly
AUGAAGCAAAUUCUGAUAUUGCUUCUUCUUUAUGGGAAGCAAGAAAACCAGAUCCUUUGUCAAGAAACAAGAGAAGGCUUUCCGACAGCAGCGCCAUCUCCCGAGUCAAAUGUCGACAUGAAUCCGUCCAAUGAGGAGCUUUACAUGAUCGACGACCCGGAAAUCAUGAAAGUUUUGCUUCCAAAACUUGAAGCGGCGCUGGUGACGAAAACCGAGACGAUCAACGAGUUUCUAGUCGACCAGCUGCACGAAAUCGGCAUGUGCUCGAAGAUAUCCUGCGUCGCAUGUCUGAGACUGCUCGCUUACGAGCGCCAUUUUAAAACGAUCAAAAUCCCCAGACUCGCCUGUUUACAAGGAUUCGGCUCAUCCACGCAUUCUUAA